AUUACCGAAUGAAAGUCGAGGGUCUGGACAUCAAAAGGAAACCAUUAUUCUAUCAAAGCCUCUCCCUGUUCUCCUUAAAAUGUUUAUUAAAUGGUGUCCUUCAGAACAGGUCCCAGCUAUUGAGGGAUCACCUAACAGGUACUAUCACCCUCGGACAGGUCUCCGCCCUUUCAUGGAUCUUCCUUAACGUACAGACCACGCCCACAGACUCAGAGAGUUCUUCGAAAUUUUUAUCGGUCUCCGAAUUCUCUUGUAUCGUACCUCAGCUCUUGCACUCUCUUGUUGAUUCAGAGGCUAUUAGUUUUGAGCAUCAUGGGCCGCUAUUAAGGGACCUUGGUCUAUUGCCUGGCUGCUGGCCGUUGUUCAUUAUACCAUCAUCUCUGUCUUUACUAGCCAGUGUACUGGUUAUUAGAGCAGCGAGGAAUAACGAUGAUCCACUCUGUGUUAAUAUAUGGAGAGGGUUUUUGUCUACACUUGAAGAAAAUGCAUCAAAUGAAAAUGACCAUGAAGAAGAUCUACCUGUUACUCAUCUCCAGUUAUUGUUGUUGGUGUGGGGUAGUUUCUCUGAUAGUGUUAGGAAGGAGUUACUACUCAAGUGUGUAGCAGCUGUCAAUAAAGUGGCCGAAGAGAAAGAGUCAGGAUAUGUUGUCCCUCCAUUGCCAUGCUGUCGUUUGUUGCUGGUAUUACAGUACAUGGUGUUCAGGUUUAAUGAACCAGUUCAACAACUAGUGCAACAGGUUGAUUGUAAUCUAUUAUCUGAUUUAUUGGUCAGUCCGCUAAUCAGUGAUCAUGCUGAUAUCAUGUCAUUCCCGUGUGAUCAAGAGUAUCAGUAUCAGCGAAGUAUCAAUAAACCACCAGUACCUCUCCUCACUCCAGUGGCUGCUGCCACACCUACUGGUACCACACCCACUGUUGAUAAUAAUAAGAAGAAAAAGAAUGAAACAGUCCAUCCAUUAUUCUACAAUGUGAUACCUCCUGAUGGUUCCAGUGACUCCAAGGAGGAGAGAGGGGUUGAUCCUGAUGCUUGUAAGAUACUGUUGAACUCUCCUAAGAAGACAGAAGAGGGUAAAGAAGGCAUGGGUGGAGGGUACGAUCGGUUCCACAAGUCCCUCAUAUCAUUGAUGUCCUGUGGAUUGGACUAUCGGCUUUAUAAUGAAAACCUCAACUGUAGGGUCACCUCUGCGUGUGCUGGUUACCAGUGCAUUGAUAUAUUGCUACAAAUGUUAGUGUGUCUCCCUCCACCUUACUCUGUACUGACUGCUAUACUCAAUGAUAGCAAUCAACUAUUGGACUGUAAGACUGAGUCUGGAUCCUCAUUGCUUAUCUUAGUUCUUCUCUUUUCAAUGAAGUUAAAGUUUCAACAAUCAGACACUGAAGACAUCAUAGAUACUCUCAAUGAGUCAGGAUAUCCCUCAGAUAAAUCUGAAGAGUUGGUCGGUCGAUUGAUGUCAGUGGUUGAUUCAACUGAUCACUUUAUAACACUAGCAACCAGUGUACUGGACAAGUUAUGUGAAGGUGAUUUUUCUGCUACUUCUCUUCCUCUGAUAUCCAUAAUGUCACUCAAUCUGUUACUCUGCUUGUUACAAAGAACAAUAAAGGAGAGAACUACACUACCAGAACAAGAAGAAGAAGAAGAUAUAGAGAUUGAAGUUGAGGAGGAAGAGGAGGAGGAGGAAGAGGGAGAGGGAGGAGAAGGAGAAGGAGAAGACAAAAAGGAAGACACUACUCCUAGUCCUGAGGAAACACUCAAAAAAUCAUUUUACGAUUCUCACGCUGAAACUCUCAUUCCUGUGCUACUCAAAGUUUCAAAGCUAAUCCUCUCUGUCUCUCAUCAUGGCAUAUGUAUUGAUAUAUUUAAUCCUGAUCAGAAUCACGCUAAAGACAUGAUUGAUGUUAUAAAGAGCAUACUCGGUCUCUCAGGAACCAAGCUAUUGGUGUUUGGAUCAAACGGAAAGCUCCCUCAUACCAAGGACCUGUUUGUGAGACACAUUCCGGUACCAAUGUCUGAGCGUUUGAAAAUAUGGAACUCGGCGAUGAUAAUGGAGCGAUCCUUGUGUAACAGAGUAGGAGACAAAGUUGAUAUUAUUGAGGAGAUGUUCGGGUUCUUGCACUCGUCUCUGAGAGCUAUAAGUGGUCGUAGUACCUUCUCACCUAACAAUUCUUUAAAAUCUAAUUUGUUCAUAGUAUCUGGACUCCUACAUAAUUUGUUCUCUCUCUCGCCUGCCGAUAGUUCUUCAAAGUUUUCCGAGAGUAUUGUUCCUCUUGCUAUGGAUCUGUUGCUGGAGUUUGCUGUUGAAGGGGAUAAGGGCGUGUCUGGGGGCGGAGUCUCUGAGGCUCCUCUGAGAGAGAUGGCAAAACUGUUUGAUGAGAAAUCUUUUGCCUUGAAAUGCAUGAAGCAAAAAGUAAUUAAUUGUUUCCAGUUGGUUCAGUGUCCUCCAUUGGGUGGCCAUACAUUCCAAGGAUCUCUGCUUGAGGAUUUAUUUAUUUUAUUGAACAAUUUACUCGACUCCUCCCCCUACUGGCCUAUACUGGCAGAACUGGACACCAUCUCUCCACCAACAAUAGACAUUACUGAUCUUCUCUCCUUAUGUUCCUUGAGCUCACUGUGUACCUCUUCACUGACUGAAGGCUUGAAAUUAUUUUUAAAAAUAUUGGAACUGACUAACAAGGAGCCCCAUGAUCAUCUCAGUGUCCUCUGUGGACAAAUUGCUAGACUCUCUAUGGUACCACAGGACCAGCUGGUGUCCCUCCUACAGCGUAUUGUUCUUGGUUGUGUUAGUGACAGUGUCACUGACUCACUGGCCCACACUAACCUUCUCUAUCGCAUCAUUGAACUACUCACUAAAGAGGACUGCUGUAUUUCCUCUCAUCUCUCUCAAGUCCUCUUAAUCAAUUUGAUUCCAAUUGGUAAGGACCUCAUUAAGACACUCCAUCACUUGGAAGGAAAGCAGUACACGAUAUUCAAGGAUUACUUUCAAUCUUGUGUCCUCCUGGCUGGGAACAGAUCACAGAAAGGACAUCUUGAACUAGUUAGAGCUGCCUCUGACUGGCUACCAUUAUGUUUUGAUUUGGUUAAGAACAACAGUACUGAAUGGAAGAAUAAUAAUGAAAUAUUGUUGCCAUUGUACACAGUACUCAACUAUGUGUCCAGCCUGUCCUCAGCAGCACAACUACUCACUAACAAGGAGGCAUGUACCGAGAGAAGAGCUCUAGCUGCCGAAGAUGAUUACACAAUACUGAUCGAAGAGGAAGAGGAUGACUCUGCCUUACUUGAUGAAGAAGAAAACGAAUGCUCCGAAGAGGAGGGUCUCAAUGAGAAGCUGUGUACGUUCACAGAGACUAAGAGAGACUUCAAGAACCAGCACUGGUAUCACUGCCACACCUGCAAACUAACUGAUGGGACUGGCUGCUGUAGCAUCUGUGUUAAAGUCUGCCAUAAGGGUCAUGAUGUCACCUACUCAAAGCUUGGCUCAUUUUUCUGUGACUGUGGAGCCAAAGAAGACGGGAGCUGUAAAGCUCUGGUGAAAAGAAGACGCAAGUCAGAGGACAAUGACUCGUCAUUUGGAGAACCCACCGGCCACUCCAUAGCACCCAAACACACCGGGGGAAGACACAAGAGGAAGAAGAAGGGAACAAAAUCAAGUACAAAGAAGGCCUCAAUAGGUGGUGUGACACUGAUUGAUACUAAGAAACCAACUGAUGUUAAGAGACAGAGUCCUGGACACUCUUACUUCCCUACUUCAUUUGUUAAUAAACUUGUCAAUCAAGUGGAAACUUAUAAAGAACAGCUUCAUGAAUAUUUCGUGAAUUGGUCUGUGCCCAGUUGCUGUCUUGAUCUAUUGUCUCUAUUGCUCCCUCCAGUCCUCACUACUGCCUCCUCUCUAUCAAUGGGAAGUUCCUCUGUGGUUGAGGCUGCCAUUAAUGAGCUCCACACUAGCAGUAAAAGGAUAGAGCAUGUCGAUAAUAUACUGUUUAACGUUGUGUCCUGUCAAGAGAAUGCACUGGACAAUAUAAAGCUAACAAUGUCCGGGGAACAAGGUCAACUCCUGAAGCAGUUACUGAACAAUGGAGGAGGUACAGGGACUGGAGGAGGUAUUAGGGUCAUUAGACGCUGUGCUCUUGCUACUCUUGUGUCACCACGUCACAAUCACCUUGUCAUCAGUCAGGACAAGGGAAAGGUUACUUUUCUACAAUUGACUUCUUUACUGAAACAAGCUGACACUGGGAGAAGAAAACUAACUGUAUCAGUGAGUUCAGUAAUCAUACAUAUGUACAUAAUGUUUGAGCUGAUCCUGAUCAAAAUAGAGCAAGAAGGAUUUCCCAUCCUUAGCAAGUAG
This is a messenger RNA of Amphimedon queenslandica, 4337 nucleotides long. RefSeq names its product E3 ubiquitin-protein ligase UBR4-like. Lineage: Eukaryota; Metazoa; Porifera; Demospongiae; Haplosclerida; Niphatidae. Gene Ontology annotation, molecular function: zinc ion binding. The transcript has 26 exons. The coding region runs from base 9 to 4337 and encodes 1442 amino acids. The record is from RefSeq and is a predicted model, not a curated record.